AUGGCCGACAACAGCGAUACAAUCACCCAGCUCAACUCGGCGCGCUCCAUCGUGCUCAAAGACGCGGCCAUCUAUCCUCAAGUCGUCAACGGCGUGCUCCCCGUCAUUGGCCCCGAGCGCCCCGUCGAGCUUCGAAGAUGGGGUGCCGACUUCCUCGCAGAGACCUUCGCCUCGCCGGUGGUGAGCGCGGAGGAGAAGCAGAGCAUGUGCUUUACCGUGCUUGACACAUUGAAGAGCUACCUAUUACGGAAGGAGGAGAAUGGGGAGGACGAAGACUGGACAGUCGUGAAGAGCGCAGUGCAAUGUGCUGCCAGUAUAUACCCCCUCGUAUUCCGGCAUACCGCAACCAAUGUCGACGACGCGGAGACGUGGGGUAAGAUGGCGAGCAUGAAGAGCAGUAUCUUGCGGCGGAUGGACAGCGCGCCUGGUGGUGUACGCGUGUGCUGUAUCAAGUUCGUCGCGUCUGUGGUGCUUGUGCAGACUCAGGGCGUCAUUGCGGAUCCUAGGAGGCCGGAACAGAACGAGAUCAGUCUUGCGCUCGUGCCGCGUGACCACAAGCUUAUUUCAUACUCGAACUUGGAGGCUGAGGCAUCUGGGUUGCUAGAUCGUCUGCUGGGUGUGUUGCAGGAUAACAUCAGCGACCCCCUCAUUGCGACGGCGACCCUGAAUGCGCUGUCGUCGCUUGUGCAGAGGCGGCCGAGUAUUGCCGCGAAGAUUCUGUCCACGGUUCUGGCAUUCAACCCGCUUACGCUUGCGGGAACGGGCAAGUUGGAGGGCAAGGACAAGGUCGCGGUCAGGAGUAUGACACGCACCACCAUGUCCUUCUUGACGAACGUGUACAAACGCAAUCCGACUCAAGCGCUCGCGGGGCGGAUACAGCACCAAAUCGAGCGGCUGCGGCAGACUCUGACCGAUGUCUUCUCCGAGCACAAUCCGCUCAAGCGUGGUGCACCGGACGAGCCAGUCGACGGGCUGAGUGAUGAUAAAAGGCAGAAGCUCGAUCGUGAGGCUGAAAGUGGGAUGACUCCGCAGCAGCAGCAAUACCCACCGCUGCCACCUGGACCCGUCAGCGGGGCGCAGUUGUGGACUCUCACGAACGAUUCGAAUAUGGCAGGCUUUCACGCCGAGGCCGUACCGCAACAUGUCCUCGCUCAGAUCAUCCCGCCUCUGCUAUCUUCGAUCAAUUCAGCACAAUUUGAAGCCGCAAUUAACGUCGUAAGGGCGCGGUACCUCGAAAUGCAACGGCGUCCACCUCCCACAGCGCCGACUGGAGACGAAGAAGAUGACGACUACGAUCCUGAUAUGGGUUUCGGCGACGGAGAGCAAAUCGCGAACCAGGUCGACCAGCUACCUCCACUACAAGGCCAGCCGGAGCUCGCGACAGCACCCUUCCACUUCCCGUCACCACCGCCUUUGACGGAAGAAGAACGCACAACGUACUCGGAAACAGCAAAGGACAGACUCUUCAUAACAUUGCACGAGCUCGACACGGAAGCCGCAAAGAGGACCAAGAAGCCUGGAGACGAGAAGGAGAAAGGCUUCAGCCAGCUUGCUGCGACUGGGUCCCAAGACCGCGACGGCUGGGUCGCCCUCCUUACCCGCCUAGCCACACGCCCUGCCUUUGAAUCCAGCGCUCCCAACAUGAACCUCGACGGCGCCACCGACACGAUCAAGCGCGAGAACGAAGACCGCGCCCUCACCAAGCAAGGAUUCCAGGAUGAGAUUCUCCCCGACAAACUUCGCGCAGCCUUCCACACCUACAUCCUCGACGACUGGCGCCGCCGCCUCGACAUCGCCAUCGCCUGGCUUAACGAGGAAUGGUACGCCGAGAAACUCGCCUCCCCAUCCUCAGCCAUGUCCAACUACACGCACCUCACGCUCCACUUCCUCGACGCCCUACUCCCCUACAUCGAUACCAAAGACGGACGCUACCUUAUUCGCCUACUCUCCGAGAUCCCUUAUCUCCCAUCAGGCACCGCUGGACUCGAUGGGAGUGCAGGUGCAGGAGACCACGGCAUCUGGACCCGCAUCGAGAAACUUGCCGAGGACCCGGAACGCGUGAGUCUUGCGGCGCAGACCCUGCUGUACCUCGCCAUGCUGCGGCCGCCUGUUAGGAACGGGGCGGUCGAGUGUGCGGUGAGGAUAUGGCGGGAGAAUAAGUUGGGACGGGCGGCGGUGGGGAAGAUGGUGGGGAAGUAUCGGCCGGAGGUGCUUCAGGAGGGUAAAGAGGGAGAGGAGGAGAAGGUUGAUGGGGCGGUGAAGGGGGAGGGGAUGUGA
Messenger RNA from Saxophila tyrrhenica, 2277 nucleotides. RefSeq lists its product as uncharacterized. The record is from RefSeq and is a predicted model, not a curated record. Bases 1 to 2277 code for a protein of 758 amino acids. The transcript has a single exon. NCBI's taxonomy places the organism in Eukaryota, Fungi, Ascomycota, Dothideomycetes, Mycosphaerellales, Extremaceae. Gene Ontology annotation, cellular component: mRNA cleavage and polyadenylation specificity factor complex.